AUGUCGACAAUGUCAGCACUCCAGCUAUCGCGCCAGCUCACUCUGCGCAACAUGCGCAACCCACAAUCCUCUCUCCUCGCCCGCUCGCUCCUGGCUUCACGCCCCGCCAGCACCAGCUCCAAACCAGUACCCAAAGGACGACUACUCGAGAAACCUACACGCUUCAACCCACCAUCUCAUCCCGCUCGCCUACCCCGCCGCAACAGACAACCCGCCUUCCAAGUGCCCUUGAGCGCCAAAGAAAAGGAACAACAGAGGAAGAAGCAAUACCCACACAUGAUGCCCCCCGAAGGAACCUUUUUCCACUGGUUCCUCACCAACCGCACCAUUCACGUGUGGAUCACCAUGGAGGAGGGUGUGUUUGGAGGUUGGACUGCUAGAGAUGGCGGUGUGGAGAAGAAGGGAGAAGAAGCAGAGGGUUUGGGGGCUUUGGGGGAUGAGAUGCCGGUGGGUAGGGAGGUGCAGAAGGAAGGAGAGGGUUUGGAAGCUGCGGCGGUUGAUAAGGAGGGUGCUGAGCAGACGUAUACGGACUUUGAAGGCAAGAGGAGGCCGAUCAAGAAGUGGUUGGGUAUUUGGUAG
Molecule: messenger RNA, 579 nt
Organism: Aureobasidium musti
Lineage: Eukaryota; Fungi; Ascomycota; Dothideomycetes; Dothideales; Saccotheciaceae
Source: the annotation of a GenBank genome assembly